UGGGGUUUGCCUUUUUCUUUGUAAACAAAAUGUGUUAAAGAUAAGGUUGAGGAGCUUAGCCGACCACAAGCAUUGGACUACCAAGAAGAGAAAUAUGCAUCUGUGCUCUAUCCUGUGACUGUUAGAUGAUAAAAAGUGAGCCGCAAAAAGCUCUAUCCAUAAUACUCCUCGACCAGGUUGAUGCACAAAGCAAGGAACAUGGCCCACCACUCAACGGGUCCCGCCCCAUUUGUCAACUAUGUUAUUUUUUCGGUCCCAAGUCCCAAGUCCCAAGUCCCAAGUCCCAUCUCUCUCUCUCUCUCUGGAGAGUGGAGAUAACCAAGCUGUAACCCAAAGCUCUUCUCUUCCGGGUAGUAGAAUAUAUUCACUAUUAGAGAAAGCCCAGCCAUGGCUAAUGCUCACCUUUUCUCUCCCAACUUCACUCCUAUCACCUCUGCACACCCGAUUAACCACUUCAACUUCUACCCCCCUCCUGUUCGCUUAAGCCUUCCUCGCCAUGGAGAGAAGAGGGAUUUCUCAUUGCUAGCUGUAGCUUCCACUUCACUUUCACCAGUCAACGUGGGCUAUUUGAAGAGAGAAUUCAGUGGCCACGGAGUCAGCUUUGUAGAAAUUGGUGAGAGCUGUGUGCUUGGGAUGGGACUGGAAAAUGGAAGUACGGCCAACCUGAUGCUCCCGAGUGGUAUGAUCACUUCAUACAAGGCUCCUAUGUGGCAUGGGAGCACGCUUGAGGUGCUACACACAUGGGUUUCAGAGGGUGAACAGGGUCAGGCUGUUGUUCGAGGAGGGGUGUAUCCGUGUUUCAAGUGCUCGAGUGAUGGUGCAGUGCCAUGGUCUCCAAGUAGUUGGGCUCUUCGUGAUGUUAGAGGGAGCCCUCGGAACUUCAUCCAGGUUGAACUGAUUAGUGGUGAUUCUGAUGACUUGAUUGAAGUUACAUACAUUGUAACGCUCCAACCAGAGCUCCUAAGCUCGGAGCUUGUAAUUUCUAACUUGAAAUCUUUGCCUCUCCAAUUGGUAGGUUCUGUUAUGACCCAUCUGACAGUAAGCACACCAGAUGCAACUUAUGCUGUUGGUCUGGAAGGAUCAAAUUACUUCAGCAGGCCUCCAUUCAUAUCAGACUUCAGUAUUGUUCCUCCUAAAUUUAGUCAGGAAAAACGGCCAGUUUCCAGGCAAUUGUCAGGCAAUACAGCACUUGGACGAUUGUUGAGCUCGGGUAGAACAGGUGAGAGGGAAGACAGAGAAAUGGAAGAAGAAUUGGAGGGCGAAGAGAAUGCCAACUAUGCACAGCUAACAGAGAAAAUGAGCAGAGUUUACACGAGUGCACCUAGAAGGUUCACAAUCGUCGAUAGGGGCAGAAGAAACUCUGUUAUAGUAGGGAGAGAAGGAUUUGAUGAAAUGUACAUGUUCAGUCCCGGCUCAAAAUAUGAAUGGUACAGCAAAUAUGCUUAUAUCUGUACAGGUGCAUCAGCUGUGCUGAAACCAAUAAUUGUGGAUCCUAAAGAUGUAUGGAGUGGUGGGCAAUAUUUACACAAUCCCAAUCUCUAAACCAAAAGAAAAUUUAUGCUGUAUUUUCUUCUUUGAGCUUGUCUUCAAUCCUUUUUAAAUAAGUACACUGAUUUGCCUUGUUUUCUUU
This is a messenger RNA of Nelumbo nucifera (sacred lotus), 1630 nucleotides long. RefSeq names its product NDH-dependent cyclic electron flow 5 (gene NDF5). Gene Ontology annotation, cellular component: cytoplasm. Gene Ontology annotation, molecular function: glucose-6-phosphate 1-epimerase activity; carbohydrate binding. Gene Ontology annotation, biological process: carbohydrate metabolic process. The record is from RefSeq and is a predicted model, not a curated record. NCBI's taxonomy places the organism in Eukaryota, Viridiplantae, Streptophyta, Magnoliopsida, Proteales, Nelumbonaceae.